GGGACCCGGUCGUGCAGGGCCUGGCCACCAUGCUCCUGCUCUCCGGCAUGCUCUCGCUCGUGCUCUGCUCGGCGCUGGCCGGCCUCCAGCAUCGGCAAGCGGCGCAGCGUGAACGCCGGCACGAGAACGCCUGCAUCUACAAGGCCUGCCACGAGACCAAGCCGGGUUUCCUCAACGUGCACAUUGUAAGCCACACCCACAACGACGUUGGAUGGGUCCACACUGUGAACUUUUACUACAGAAACUACGUGCGUACGAUCUUGGACUCGGUGGUCGCGGAGCUGGAGGCGAAGCCGGACCGACGAUUUAUCUACGUCGAGAUGGCUUUCUUCACCCGCUGGUGGGAGGAGCAGACGCCAGAAAAGCAGGCCUCGGUACGCGCCCUCAUCGAAGAAGGUCGGCUGGAGUUUGCAGGUGGCGGUUGGUGCAUGAACGACGAGGCGACCACGCACUACACAGCAACGGUAGAUGAGAUGUCGCUAGGACUGCGCUGGCUGAACGCUACAUUCGGCCAUUGCGGCCGCUCGCGCGUCGCCUGGCAGAUCGACCCCUUUGGACACGCACGCCAGGAGGCCGCGCUCUUCGCACAGAUGGGAUUCGACGGCUUGUUCCUGGGUCGCAUUCACCUCGAUGACAAAGAGUGGCGGCAGCGCACCAAGCAGAUGGAGUUCCUGUGGAGAGCAGACAAGUACAUCGGCGAGAAAGGAGACAUAUUCACGGGUGUCCUGCCAAACGUAUACUGGCCGCCAACGGGCUUCUGCUUCGACGUCUGGUGUGUGGACGAGACGUUGGACGCAUACAACGGACAAAGGAGGGCGAGAGAGUUUCUUCAUAUCGUCGGUAAACAGGCCAAGCACUACUCCACGAACCACACCGUAGUGACCAUGGGCAUGGACUUCCACUACAGGGACGCUUCUAAGUGGUUUCGCAACCUCGACAGCCUCAUCCAUCACAUCAACGCAGAGCAAGCGAACGGUAGCCGCGUGCACGCCUUCUACUCGACUCCCGCCUGCUACCUGAAGGCGCUGCACGAGAGUGGCCUGCGGUGGCCCGAGUUCUCGGACGACUUCUUCCCGUACGCCGACCAGGAUCACGCCUACUGGACCGGCUACUACACGAGCCGGCCAAACUUCAAGUACUUCGCGCGCCACGCCAAUGGUGUUCUCCAGGCGUGCAAGCAGCUCAAGGUCAUCGGGCAGCUUGACGACAGCGCGGACGUCGACACUCUUGCAAAAGCCGUGGCUGUGUUGCAGCACCAUGACGCAAUAUCGGGCACUCAGAAGCAGCAUGUGGCUGAGGACUACGUAUACAUGACUGAGAUAGGAAUCAAGCAAUGUGAGGUACGUAAAGUGCAUCUUUUUAUCAUCAUUUGUGCAAGGUACAUGUGUACGUGUGUAGAGUACAUUUAUACUGCUCUUUAUACUGCCCAGCGGGUCACGCUGGGAGCUUAUGUUAUUGGUAGUGGUGACUUUGUUGAUGCGACUAUGCGCGGACGUUCCCGGUCAGCGAUGUGUAUGCAAAUGAAUUGCACCGGACCUCAAAGCAACUGCCGCUGUGGACUUUCGCAGGACGUAUUCAACAAGGCUUACCGGCGAAUGCUGCUAACGGGCGCUGCCGGGACCGCCUUCCAGUCGGACAUCUGCUUGACUUUCUGCCCGCUUCUCAACAUCAGCAGCUGCGAAAUCACCGAAACAGCCGACGAAUUUUUUGUCUUCGUCUACAACCCGCUAUCUACGCCCGUCCAAACGUACGCGAGGCUGCCGGUUACGGGCGGCGGCUACGAAGUGAAAGAAUUGCCGGGACAGGUCAUCCAGGCACAGGUAAGUGCUGAACUACCUGUGUUAAUGAUAACGAAUUAUGUGUUGUCGGAGAAGCGCACAUUUACUAUGUUUACACACAUCGAGUUACGGCAUCACGUACAAGUUGCCAACAUGCAAGCAACGUUUGCUGCGCCAUGCGGUGUAACAAUGCACUUUCCCAGCCAUUGCAUAUUUCUGUCACACGUUUCACACUCGGGAGCGUGUUUUUUUUUGCGAAUGUGCUUUGCGGAGGUGCUGUACCAUAACAGGUUACGGCGCAGAGUGUGUGUGCCUCGUGGAAUAGAAAAGUGUGGUUGCGGCGUCUUCACGACGAGUGGGGGCCUCCUCCUUGCGCAGCUCGUGCCGGUUCAGCGGAAGGUGCUCCGCAUCCCCGAGCGGAAGACGUCCACCGCGACGUCGGAGAUUGUCUUUCCGAUGCAGCUGCCGCCCAUGGGUGUCACCACCUACCAGCUGCGGAAAUACGAAGGCGAGGGCGUGUUCAUUUGUACACCACGCUUUCUUUGUCGUUUAUUUUUUAUUUAUUUGUGUUAUGUUUGUCCCGAACGUUUACUGCCAACGAAUGAGGAUAUAUUUUUUUGUCACUCGCGAAAGAAGCUGCCCCGGAAUUUCUUUUUUUUUUUUACAAUACUUUUGUAUGUGUCUAUUUAUGAUAGCGAAAUCUACAAAAGAAAAAUCGGACACCCAAACGUCCAGUCUACUGUGCACAACUCGUCGGCAUCCUCCUCCGUCGUUGCUAUAAAGUUCCGCUUGUUUUUUUUUGUUUGUUUUUUUUCAGGUUUCACGCUUCGGGACAGUGAAAGCAGUGCUGUUUUUGACGGUGGCAGCGAAGCUCCGGCCAUAGACAAUGUCAAGUACCGGCUUUUCUUGGACCCUGUGACGGGCCUGCUGAGUCGCGUGAUGCUCCUCAACACGGGCCUGGAGGUUCCCUUCCGCCAGUCGCUGUUCGCGUACCUAGCUUAUGAAGGCGUCGUAGAGAAGCCCUCGGGCGCCUACUCCUUCAAUCCUUCGGACGAUCAGCCCAUCGAUCUGGGUCGCCGAGUCAACUACAGCCUCGUCAAGGGCCCCUUGGUGCAAGAGAUUCACCAGACGUUCAGCGACUGGGUCUCCCAAGUUAUCCGGCUGUACAAGGACGAAGACAUCAUCGAGUUUGACUGGGUCGUCGGACCCAUCCCAUUCAGCGAAGGCCGCGAGCCCAGCCGCGGCAAGGAGAUCAUCUCACGCUACCAAACCUCGAUUUGGAACAAUGGCACUUUUUACACUGAUUCCAACGGACGUCAGACAAUAAAGAGAACGAGGAACGCUCAUCGACCGUGGACCAAGACCAUCGUGGAGCCCACUACGUACAACUAUUACCCUGUGGUCUCGUGGAUCUAUCUCAAGAAUGAAACUCAUGACCUCCAGUUGACAGUGUUUCCAGACCGACCACAAGGCGGGAGCAGCCUACAUGAAGGCGAACUCGAAUUAAUGCUUCACCGGCGGCUGCAGUAUGACGAUUCGUUCGGCGUCGAGGAGCCCUUGAACGAGAUUGGCGUGGACAAGCGGGGCCUUGUGGCCCGCGGCACGCACCGCGUUUUCUUGGGCUCCAUUGAGGACUCUGAGCGGAUGCUGCGCUCCAUGGCCAACCGGCUCGUGUUCUCGCCGCAGUUCGCCUUCCACACACGUGACCGGGAGCUGCUCGACAUCCCGGUGCCAAGGGCGAGUGGGCUGCAGUAUCCGUUACCGCCAAACCUGCACCUGCUGACAUUAGAACCCGUCGGAGGAAGCCGUGCGAUCGUCCGCCUUGAACACCUCUACCCCGGCGUCAAGGACAACAGGCUCAACAAGCCUGCUUCGGUAUCCCUUAAGAACAUGUUGGUCCCAUACACCGUGACGGCAGCCGAGGAAACCGUGCUGUCGGCACACGAGUACCUGCGCAACACGACCAGGUUCCACUUCGAGACGAGAGACUCCGUGAGGGAGUCACCCACCCCCGCUCUGCUGCAGCGUCUGGCGGGGCAUCGGAACGCCGGUCUGAGCACCGGCGCAUCUUCCUCCGGGAAGAAUUCGUUGCCCAUCGACGAGCGGCUUUUCACGGUGACGGUGAAUCCGGGCGAAAUCCGGACGUUCCUGGUGACGCUAGAACCCAAGAACAUAGGCUAACGAACGAGCCUCUCUCUCCAUCUAUACUAUAGGAACGUCGGAAACCUUGCGAUUUUUUUUUUUGAACGAUAUAGACGCUGCUGGUAUCAGCUUCACAUCUAUAAUAUAGCACAUCGUCGAAUCGCCCGCCCAGGCGGUCAUACCGGCAAGAUAUCUGCGCACGGAGGCAACGUUGGCAGGGCUGAUCAUGGGCACAUGUUUUCUUAACUGAAGCUCGGUUCUGUCGACUAACUGCUGAUGCAGCGGGAAUCGGUAGUUUCAACUCUGUAGAAGAGUUUAGAUGAGUUCUUUUUGUUUUUGUUCGGGGAAAGAAGUUGCGGCAUGCACUGGGAACAAAACAUGCUUACGUGUAAAUACAUGCCUUAGUUUUUAACAUGCUCAACCUUUUUGGCUAUUAGCAACAGAUGGCCGCGGCGUAUCAUGUCAAGAAAAGAUAAAACAACUCGACUUUCCUAUAUUCAGCGCAAUGCUUAGGCAAGCGGUAAGUGAUAUGCUUAAAAACUAAAUGCUUGCAUAGUUGCACACAACUGAACAGUUCGCUAUUCUGCCUUGUUCGACAAAAUAUCUUCCUUGCUUAUUUUCUGACAUCUGCCCCUGCUUUGUGGCAUAUUGGCUCGCUGCGCGAGCUUGCUAAACCAUGCAAUCGUCAUGAUUGUUUGUGAAUAUCCUGGACGAUCAAGGCGCGAUCAGAGAAUCUAUGGUGGCAGAGUGAACGAAUCCAGUUGAGUGAUCAUCUCAGAGGCACAACUGAGAAUGUUACCAGCAGCACGCGCUAAUUAGCGGCAUUACCGUAACCUAUGCGGAAAUUUUCUGCGUGGAGCUGCUGGCGUAGAGGUCAUUGUUUCAUUUCUGGGCCACGAUUUUGCAGCGAUGCCCUUUCCGGUGCUAUUACAUUACGCGCUUCGUCCGAAGUGAAAGCACGCUGCGCCCGCGUUAUCAAUGCGAUCAGCCUGCUGUCAGCGGUGGAUGUUGAAAGUGGCAUAGAAUUGAACGGAAGGCAACGCUGCCAAGGUCGCCGGCCCAGAACAUAGUUUCAACUAUUCACACCUUGAUCGUCUCCGAUAGCGUAUAUACUGCAUGUAUGAGAUACUCCCAGAUGUUCCUCAAUCGUUUCUUUCUUGUUAAUUUCUUGGAUGAGUUGAGCAAGUAGAAUAGUGUGACCCGUCGGCAUGUCCCGUGGCUGUUGCGCUGGAGGGAACGCAGGUUGUUCCAAGCAUAAUCACUUGCAGUGACCAAUGGCUGCUCCAAAGUCGGGAGGCGCUUUGUUUUGCUUCUGUAGCUGCAAAACGCCGCCUCACACAUCUAGUCUACUGUGAGAAGCGAGGAGUUUUCUUUAUAUAUAUAUGUGUGUAGCAGUUAUUCAAAGCCCACGAGCUGAGACGUGAUGUUAACAACCAUUUCCUUUCGUUCACAUCCUCUUUAGUACGCUGGCGUAGCCUCACAAUAGGCGAACACUUCAUCCGAAGAACGACCAUGACGUUUGAUCAAAAAAAACAGAAAAAGAACCUACAGAGGGCUUGCAUUUCAGCUUCACUUCUGAAAGACAGUGUGCCAUUCUGCCUCGUGAAGAAAGCAUUGUCGUUGUGAACGCAACGGAGAGUAGCCGCCACCUUGAUCAUCGUUGUUAUCGCGUAAUUUUGUUCUUUACUCGACGGUAUCGACAAUGUCCCGUAGUUAUUUUCCUCUUAAUUUCUUUUUCGGUUCUCUUCUCUGUUUCCCUCUGUGUGGCGUAAGACUAUUGUUUGGUGAGAGCUCGGCGAAAAACUUGUAAAACUAAAGUUCAGAGCCAUUUCAGAUUUGUGGCUGUCGCCACUGACUGCAUGGACAUUGAAGGAAGGUAAUUAAAAACGGCGCAACGUGUUUAUAAGGAUCACAUCUGAUUAUCACAGUUCUAGUUUCAGUUCUAAUAAUGAUUUUCAACUCUAAGGCACAAGAAUCGCGUUAAGGUAAACCAUUACGCACCAAGCUAGACUUAGGUAGAUCGGGAGUCUUAUUACUAAAGAAGUCGCUUUUAAAUCUCUCUCAAGCCUAUGAAUAGUAAGAAAAAAAAUCUGUCAGCUGAUUGAUAUACUUUUCAAUAGUAGCAUUCAACCGGCAGGGCCUGAUUUGUUCCAAAAUAUAGAUGAAUUCGAAGUUCAACGAAGGGUAGAAACAAGAAAGUUUAUCCAUCGACGGCCGCUGACCCGACGACUGUCGAGGGAAACGUCACCGUACUUCGUGGUGUGCCUGUACAGAACGACAAGAGCUUGGAUUGGCAGGCUGCGAAGCAGGGCGCAAUAUUAUUAGAGACCCGAAGUGAAGAUGUGGCCGAAACCACUUCUCCGAGUGACCAGCAGAUGCAGACGCGAGAGAGCGUUUGUUUCAAUUAGGGCUUCAAAGCUUAGGCUGCACACGGCCACAGGGAAUAAAGAGCACGCGUUGUGAAGCCGGGCAGACGACUUUUCUCGUGUUUUUCCUGUACAUGGAUGCUGUCACCAGAACCAAUUAUUCAGGUUUCGUUUUAAAAAAAAACGCUUCGCUUUUUGUUUUGUGCGCGAGAAACGCUCUUUCGCCAAUGGGAGACGAGAUUUUUUUUUUUUUUUUUUUUUUUUAGUAUUACUUCGAGAAAUAGCACCUCCGAGGUCGUCGGUUAGUGCUCCGGAGUUAGUUAUAUAGGCAGGAUCAGUUUGUUUACCACAGUCUGAGCGUGUGGGGAGACGAUGCCAGACCGAUAGUACCGUGCCUGUAACUAUCUAAUUAGUAAUUCUAUUUGGCACACCUAAGCACCCGCGUUGCGAUACGAUGCGCUGAGUUUUACGUUCCUGCCCUUACAACUUUAAAUAGCGCCUUCAGUCGCGCUGCAAGGGUCUCCUCAUGAGUCGCUACGACGGUGCUUCCUCACUCUUGGAUCAUAUAUACGCGCAUCGUGACCACCGGGGUAUGCGCCCGCCGGCAGCAGCAUGAACUUUAUUGCGACGUAUUUUGAGGCCAUUCGUAUGUAUCGUGACACAACUGCAUUAAGCGCGCGCUUUACUGGCACCAUGCACUGCACAGACAAGUCCAUUGCCCUGUAAUAAGGCGGGCUGCGUUCCUUUCGGCAUUAAGUGAAUGCAUAUUUAAUGAAACACUUUCAACAGCUCAUGGCGCCUAUGCGCUUUGAAAUUAAUGGCUCAGCUUUCCCACGAAGUGAUCGGCGGAUGUAGCGUUGCAAGCCAUGCAUAAAAUAGAUGUACCCGCCCUCAGGUAGUUCAUCCCAGGGUUGGUUUAUUCACGGUUGUUGGAGGAUUUGUGUGGGGAAAUGUAAUGUAGCGAAACAUUACGUUCUUCGGCAACUGCACUAGUGCGUGUAUAUAAUCUGCAGAAUGUUGCGGAUAACGGUGUAGGUUAAGUAGGAUAACGUUCGCCGUGUAUUGCUUGGGAUGGGUACUGAGAAGUUUUCGGUAGCAUUUGCGCUCUGCACGAUCGAAUAAAGCUGCGCAGGCGUUGUUGCGCUUAUCGAUAGUCUGGCAGCCGCACCGCUCUUUCGAAAUAUCCGUGAUACGAAUCUCGCAUAACCCGGUAGGAGUCUGCUUUCCUACUUCCGUCUUCACAUCGCGGCGUCAACAAAAUUUAAUGUGCAAACACCCGUGCCGCUAUGGCGACGACGACCGCACGUGGUGUAUAUAUAUGCAUGCCUGCGCAGCCAACCGACAGUUUCUGCCAUUUUGUGUUUUGUUUCGAGGCGCGCAGGCUGAAACCUGUCUGUGUGUGCAGUUAUACUAUGUCGCCUCUGUGGGCGCACGCUUGAUAUGUUGUUACACCGUUCCCGCCUUGCCACUGUGUGGCACUGAAGCUGUGAUUUUCGUUAUUGCCUCCUGCGUUUUACUCCCCCCCCCCCCCCCUCCGCCUUUUUUUUUUCUUUGGAGCUCUGGAGCUCGCAAAGUGUUGCGUUUACAGCUAUGCUUUACCUCGUGUUUUGUUAUUUUACCAGGCUGCGCGGCUAUUCCACGUCAAGCGAUGGCACCUUAACCUUGCUGAAUAUGUAGAAGAAGGAAUGUCGACUGCAGCUAAAUUGGUGAACUAGGAAUGAGACGCUAUCUGCGUGUGAUCUUGUUUAGAAAAUGUGCUAGUUUUUCUUUCGGCGAUGCUGCUAUUUGUCGUAAGAGCUCAGGAAAGCAAUGACGCUUCGGUUCUCCGAGAUUUCUUUGAGCACGAUAUGUUGUUUUCGUUUCACAAAACCGGUCCCGUCCGCAAGUCGUCUCUCGAUGUAUCAGUCAGGCCUUAGUACGUGCGUUUUCUCUUGAACCACGAAGUUUACGCGACGGAACUAGAGGCUUUUUUCCUCACCCACGUACCACUGGCAGAAUUCGGCACACACGCAUUAGGCGCUUGUACUCGUGCUUGAGACGACACGCAAGGAAAAACUCGCUGAUGCUGAAGUUUGUCAUCGCUGAGACAGUGGUUGAUGACUGCCUGGACUUCUGUCAAGAUGCUGCAGGUGGCGGAGCCUUGCUCGAUGUGAAGCACAUUGCUUCGUAAGAAGAAAAAUUAUAAAAUAUACGGUUGGGGGGAAGAGGGGGAGAAAUCUAUAGCUGUACUAUAGAGAUAUAUAUACACACCUAUGUAUGCAUAGAAUUAACGAGAUAAUAUAUUCUCUGUUUAACUUCUCAUUAUCUAUUACCUGUAAAUAAGCGCGUAAGUUUAACUAAGCACCCUUUCCGCGGGUCCAUGUACUAACAGCCCACGCACUAAUUAUUACGCAAGCACGUCGGGAAUUUUGCUGUUGUAUACAAAGUAAUCUAGCGUGAUGUAAAGUGCGUGCAAAAUGAAAAAAAGGGAAGAGUGGAGUGAAAAUCUUGGUUUCGAUCGUAUUUUUACUGGCUCUUUCUCCGGCACUGCGUGUACAGUCGAAUGUGCGUGUUAUCUCAGAGUGUGUGCAAACAAUCAUCGAUGUUUGUCUUUUUGAGCGCAACAUUCUCUUGCGCGGAUGACAUCAGUAUGACUGUUCUUUGUGCUACUUGUGUGUAUGCUAUCGGGGAAUAUAAAGAAACCUGUAUUAUGUAGUCCCAUGCCGAGACGGGAAAAUCACUUGCUCCUGUACGCGGGUCUGCCGUGAAAUAUUGCUGUUCGAAGUGUUUAGUGUAUUCACCAUCUUCGGGACAACCCGUCGAGCCGCUGUUCCGCCGCGCGACAUUCAAGCCUCAAGGAAUGGUCUUGAAACGCGGGAAGCAGCGCCCAGUAGGCGACACGAAAGGAGAAGAAGCGGACAAGACAGGCUCUCCGUUUGUGUCGCGUAGUGUGCGCUCUUUCCCGCGUUCUAAGAUGAUUAGUCACGAAAUGCGCCCGGCCGUCGACCUAGCUGUACCUCAAGAAAUGGAUUAAUGACUGCGACUCUAGCAACAGGCCAGUACGUGUACGCAAAGGCGAGUGGGGUCAGCUGAUCAACCUUGCCCUCGCUUAACUCGUGCUUUCAACUAGGACGUACCGUCAUGCCACCGUUACUUCCUUCCAGUGCCAGGCGCACACUGCGCGUCUUUGCGGCGCAGCUCACUGGCAGCAGCUUACGACGGUGACGGUAUAUCGACAAAGGCGUGACAGUAUGCUAAAGCACGAUAAUAUAUCCCGACAGUGCGUGCCAUUUCUCGAGGCGCAUUUAUUUAGUGUUUUUCUUUUUAUUGCUUUGCGCAUUCACGGGCCGUUAGAUCACGACAACGUAUAUAUGUGCAUGGCAAUAUUUCAGUGUCCCCUUGUGCACUGGCUUGCAAAAGCAGGCAUGACGUUAUUCUUGUUCAAGGUUCUCUCGACGAAAUUCUGCUUCAUUUCACAUUUUCUGCAAUAUCAGUGUAUAAUAGAAGUAAGGCUGUGUCAGGUCUUUUAUAGUUCGAGCAUCGACAAAAUUUGUUGUUAUUAUUAAUGUUUUGAUCGUGGGCAAACGUGUCUAUGAGUGCAUAUACAUAAAACACGCUGCUUCUUUCUUUCUGAAACCUGGCACUGCUACUAUGUAUCAAAAAGGAUCAAGUGCGGACCGUCUCACGUUACUCGAAUAAGCCUGAUCUGAACAAUACUGGGGUUCUCGCGUGAAAUAAAGAAACCCGAAACGAUUCUGGCGCGAACAGUGAAACAAACUUUCAUGGACACUUGACCGGAUGCAUUGUCUAUUUACGUCGCCUUGACAGUCGCUUAAUCUGCAGCACCAACUUAAGAACCAGCACGGACUCAUUGAUAAUUAAAGUUAGGAUCGUUUUGGCGCACUCAGCUUCACACGUGCAUCACUAGUACUGUUGUAAGGUAUGUUGCGUCCAAGAAGAUCGUCGCGCAGUGGGCUCCAUGGCACAGACUUAUGUUGGGAGUGGAAGCGAUAUUCUCUGUCCCCGAGUUAGAUGUGAGUACUCGCACUCGCCUUUCUUUCGUGCCAAAAUAACCUAUAUCUGUUUUUGAUAAUCGCAAAAAGUAAUAGAGCAUUCUUAACACGUGCCAGAUGCUUCUUCAUUACCAUAAUUAUUAGACGUACCGCGAAGUAUCGCGUCCGGGACUGCGAGGCCCUACGGUAUGACAAGCCGAAGACGUCCUUCGGCAGAUAGAAGUCGCCGUCUGCGAAGAGUGGAGUCUACAGGAACGUCGCGCGGCCUGCGACUCUCUCUUGGCUUUCGUCAGGGAGUCGGCGCUACCUGCAAUGGUUGUCGGCACCACUCCUGACAGCGAGCUCUCUCAUCAACGAUACACCACACCGAUUCCCACGAAACGGCAGCAGCCAAGAGCGCGAUCCUUUUUUAAAGAAACGGUUUAGCAUCAUUACCGUGAUUUUUUUAAUUAUUACUUUAUUGUUGUUAUUAUUACUCAGUGUGACAUCACUGACAUUGAAAAGCGGCGUGUGUGAAAGUCGUGACAAGUCGGCCGUUAUCAGCAGCAGGUUGGACUUCUGGAAUAGCAGAUAGGCAACUGUUAUUCAAAUGUGGAAAGUUGGUGCGCCAGGAGAAGGCGAAAUCGAAAGCCGAAUGGUGACGCCACCUUGAAUGUUUCCGGAGCGCCUCCCCAUGACGUCGCAUAUAUUGACAACUCUUAGCCGUGGCUGGGACAUUGCCUAUCACAAAAAAUAUAUAUAUACAGUGCGUUCGAAAAUAAUCGAAAAUUAGACAUCAUAACUCUUUUCUUUUUUACACUUUUCGUGCCACAGAAAGCCAAACAUCGUACGAAGAGUCAUCCGCACCGCGCCCGGUUAUUUCUCAUUUCCCACUGGUACCUAUAAGCCGCAGUGCGCAGCGUUUGUUCUUGCGUCCCGUGCACGUCAUGUGCGUAUUCUUAUCGCCGUAUGAUCUCUCUAAAAAUGGUCGCAUUUUCACAAUAUUGUGCCGUAGCAUCUAAACUGGAGGCAUGGCAGCGUGUUCAUGAUGUCCUCGUUAUUUUUGGCAAGCUCGAAAGCUUGUACCGGCUGAAGCAAGUGUUGCACGCAAGUUCGUUAACAACGACAGCAUAGGUGUUCAAUUAUGCGCGUUUAGUAAGUAUUCCUGUAAUAAAAACACAGCGGUCGCUUUUGGGUGCCUCGCGACUUCUGCGCCUGCGGUCUGUAACGACAUGCCGCUGUCAAACAAAUAAAAUGGUUCACUGCCUGCGAACCGACGUCACGUUGCCAAAAAGAAAGUGGUGUCAUAAAACUUAUUGUUGCCUGUUCAUGGGUUUGCCGUUUAGAUUCUCAACCAAUGACAGAGAUAGAGACAGAUAAAAGAGAUGAGAAAGGCAGGGAGGUUAACCGGAAGAUAGAUACCCAGUUUACUACCCUGCACUGUGGAAGGGGUAAGGGGAGACAAAGAUAUUUUUUUAAAAAUGCACACACAUGAAAAGAGCGGGAGAGGGUAAAGAAAAAAAUUAAAAACACACACAGAGAUUAUACUUGCGCAGUAUAGUAAGAAAAGAAAAAUGUGAUCAAUAAUUUGACGUUUGUAGCUCUGCAGGACACGAACACAACAAUAUGAUUAAACUUCAUGGCGAUGCAGAGUAUGUAACUGGCAAACAUGGCAGCAUUGUUUCGUUGUAGUCUUCAUUUUUGUUAUGCCGUGACUAUUUAUUUUGUAUACCCUGGCUGACCUGUAGUCGGAAGAUGAAAAAAAAACACGAACUGCAGAUUAGAACGUUAGGUAUACAAUGCAUCUGUCGCAAGUUAAUUAUACGGUGGGCGUGUAAAAAUGUUCCAAAAAGUUAUCCGGGGCUCCAGGAUCAUGUUGGCGUGGCUGUUCUUCGUCACUUGAAGCGUCCUGCUUCCACGUAGAACCGGUUCACGAGUCUGCCGCCCUGCAUCAUAAUUUUGGGCUGCUGGGAGCAGUAACGUUGCAUGCGUAGUCAGAGGUGUGAAUACGUAUAUGUGAUUCUGUUUAUGUCUAAUGUGACCCUGUCAAUGACGUUAAUGCUUGCACAUACAAGCGUCAUUUCUUGCUGGUGGCACUUCUUGGGUACUUGUAGGUGUUUUACUGCUGCCUUUAGUACUGGUGCGCUUUUUGGCUGCAACUCCUAUCGGACGAUGUAAAAAAAAUGUAUUCUGCACACUGUUCUGUCGGACCUGCCAUGCGUGCAGCGAGCAGUGACAAACGUCUCAGAGUUCAAUCUUAUGCGUGCUUGCAAUGACAAAAGCACCGGUGAGUGAUGAUUUCAUUUCAACUUCGCAUUUAUUUUCGCUUCCUUACAAACAUUUAAUAUGGCACUGGGGGCGAAAGCCGGUACACGCACAGAGCUUAGUUUGACCAACGUGACAUGACCGCGUUUCUGAUGUGUGUGUGUGUGUGUGUGUGACUUUAGCCACAUCUCCUACUAUUCUCCAUAAUGUCAUAACGCUGAAGCCCUUGUCGUACUUGCGCUGCGGCUCAAGUGUAAGCGCAGUGCGCUUCAGGUCCUUCAGCGCAAAAUAUGUGGUGAUUCCACAUGUACACCCGGCCACAGAAGUUUACGGACCACGGGAUCUCAGAAAACGUUUAAUUCCGAAGCAGCCUGUAGCAAUAGCCAGUAGAACUGUAUGCGACAAUGUUGUUAGCAUACUAUAGUCGCGGCCUCAAAUGCAAAUACCAGGCUGCGCUGCGAGGUUGCGGAAAUAUUCAGCUUUUUCUCAGAUUUCAUGGUCCGUAAUAUUUUGUGGCCGAGUGUACAUUUAUAUAUAUAUAUAUAUAUAUAUAUAUCCUGUUGCUUCUUCCGCUACUGUUUAUUGCGAGUGUUUAGCAGUUGCUAGCGUAAAUGACGCAUGUUAACUUAUCGCUCCCUCCAGUGAGUGUUCGGCACUGUGUAGUUUAUAUAGCGUUUUGUGGCGCUAAAGCCGUACACACAAGAAAUAUGUAUCUCUGUUUGUCAAAUGUUUGUAUAUUUCUAAACGCCAAAUGUUUGGGCAGCUCCAUACAGUGUCAAGGCGCCAUUAGACAUGCGCAGUCAAUUCAACUGGCACAUGGCAUUUUUCUGUUGGGACCUUCUCGGUUUAACCAGUUCAAAGUUCGUCUAGACGCGCCCCUUGGUUAUUUCUUCAGACCUAGGUUUCAGAAUGGCACCUGUCGCCGAAAACUUGAAGCCCAAGACAUGUUGGCUACAGGUUGGCUCGUUAAAAACAAGCUUCCCUGACACUUGCAGAACAAAGGCGGCGCUGUCAUUAAGCGAACGUUUGAGAGCACCAGCCAUCUUUUGAUUGCUUGUGACGAACCACGUAUACUCAUAAAGAUAGCAGCUGCUGUGAUUGGAAGCCGACACCGUAAUCAGAUCGUGUAGGAACAUUUCGCUACGUAAACGCCACUUGUUUUUCUUUUGUGUUUUGUGCGUGUGUGUACUUUAAUUGUGUCGUGGCCAGUCAAUGGGCUGUUUUCCUUGCUUUGUCCUUUCCACACGCGCACUUCUUGCACGCGGCUAACUUUACAUUGUUAGUCGCUAAAACUAGUCAGAAAAGUCGAGAGGUAAAGGUUUAGGGUUUUUAUGGUAACGAUUAGAAGGUGCAACUGGCGGAAAGUAGUGAUGACGCAGCAAAGCACCGAAAGACGGAAACUGUUUGCAGGUGUUACGAGAGUCUUGGAUUGUGAGCAAGACACGCAGAGAAACGCAAUUAAACUAUUAACAGCUCGGAAAUUGGGAAAAUUGGCUUUGGCUAGUUCUCAGGAAAUUCCUCGGCGGUAAGGGUUGCUGAAAUAACGGGAUAAUAUUAAUAUGCCGCGGGUGGCUGUAGACGUGUCACGUUCAAAACCCUUCUGUGUCUUCUCUAUAGGCUCAGGGAAGCGUUCAUCCGCUGUUAUUUACAUCGCAGUCCAAGAAAGAAACAGAUAAAUCGAUCAUGCGCACGAGAGUAUAUAUUCAAAAUCACAUCUUUUUUGCUUGUCUUACUGGCCGUAAUAAUUGUAAAGUGGAAUUUUUAAAAACGACACAGCCAUUCAUUCUAUAGCAUUCGGUUUGAUAUCUUCAACCAAGUAUAAUAGGGUGUAUGAAAAGCCAAUAGUUCUUGACAGCGAAAUGAUGUCAUCGUUUUCUCGUAGGGAACCUCGCAUGUUUGACCGAACGACCUCGCCUUUGAAAUGGGAAAAAAGUUAGAUUAGAAAGCUAUGGAGGUGCAAACGGAGGUGUCCCGUCGUCUUGCUUUUUUGCGCGACUGCGAAUUAAUGGACGAGUUGGUAGCGUGCGUUAUAUUCUGGACAGCGGCGCUACGGUGGGACACACUGGCUGCCACGCUAACACCGCCUGCAGCAACGACACAACCAGCAUUACAAUACUAACCAGGAACGUGGAGUAGAGCGGGGUUGGUAGGGUAUACUGGCCUCAGUUAUUAGUGGUAGACAGAGAAGCAACCGAACAUGGUCAAUGUAUUUUGCGUGAGAAAUAUCCUUAGUGGCAUUCAGGAAAGUGGUGGACCCUAUAUUGCCUGCUCUCGGAAGGUACACCGUUGUCAGGCAAGAGGAAAUUCGAUGAACGGAUUCUAUUAGAGCGACGAACAAAAGGCGUCAAUUGUAUUUAUCAAACCCGCAACAUUUCCGAAAACGCAUGAGGGAUGUCAGUUGUCAAUACGCUGAAGGCUAUUUGUGUGCAUCAGGUCUUCUGGAAGGCCCCUUCAGCGUCUUAUGUAGAGGCAAUGCACAGAGUUCUUUUAGUGCCUCGCGAUAAGUAGCAUAACGGCAUUUGUUUUUAAAUAAAAUGGAAACGCAGAAUAAUUUGAUGUUGCAAAAACUAUUGGUUUUUGUACUCGAUGGGAGCUUCUCAUGGCGGCUUUGCGAGAUUGCUACAUGUCAGGAGAGUUUAGCACAUAUUUUAUAUUCAACUCUAAUGGUCAAUGAAGCUAGCUCAACUCUAGCAUACUGCAUCAGUAGGAACUUCGGCAGCGUUUUCUUGGGUCCUUUUUGUAGCGGUUCAUUUCAUUUUUCGUUCUUUUAGUUAUUUUCGCCUUUCAUUUUCGCGGACGCCGGUGUGCCUCCGUUAUUGCCGCGUUCGGCCACUUGCCGCGAAGGAUGAUAAGAAAAAAAAAAAAGAAUGAAAAUUUCAAUUUUCGUUACGACGUGCGGGCCUUGGAUUAAAAAAAAACAUUUUUUUUUAGUGUGCCCUUCUGACACAGAAUUGACAAAGUGCCAUAGCUCGGUAAAAACAAAACGUGGAACUCGAAGUAGGUGUGCCGAGUACGUGUUAGAUUGUUAUCUGGUCGUUAACCGCGGUGGAUCGAGGUAUACGAGUGUUUACUGGAUCUUCACGUGGUCGUUACGGUAAAGGUACCCAAAGCCGUGUCAACGGCAUGCUGCGUAGCAGUGGUGGUGCCCAUCACAGCAUGACGUACUCGCUACGCGCAAAAACUGCCCAGGAGCUGUGUUACGGUACUGAUGUUCUAAUGGUGCGUAUUGAUUAGCAUAUUGCAUUUAUAGUUUUGUCUGUUGUCUGGAAAUCAGCGCAAUGAAGCAAGCUUGUAGAGAUGGAGGCUUCACCUUGCAGCUCGCAUCAGUGCCAGUUCUAUUGAAUCGGGCGCAUAUUUUUUUUUUUCGUCAUGAUUUAUGAAUAUUAAAAGCAACAUCAGAACCACGUCAAUAUAUCGGUGCAAUAAUGCGCCUUCACGCACGUAUUGUGAGCAUUGUGCCGGUUUCCAGAACUUUGUGCACUUGCAUCAGUUUUUGCUGUUGGUGAAUGUCUAUUCACACUGGGGAACAAGUGGGCCAACACUAUCCGUAGCCGUGUGAGUAACGUGCUGUCUGCGGUCGUGUUACACUGAAGGGCCAACAAAUGCCAGGAAACAUGUCCCCAACAAGCGGCGACGACAUGUCGACCAAGAGUUGGGCAACGCCGAGUCACAUAAAGCUCGACAUGUUCGACAAGGAGCUCGGGGGCUUUUCGUAGUUCUCUCCCGCUAUAUUGUCUCGCGAACAUCACGAUAAACGCACAAGUAGUAUAGAAAAAGAAAAUUAACAAGAAUUGCACUUGCGUCGUUAAGAUACGUGCUACGAAGAGCGUUCGACAAAUAAUAAAAAGAAAUCCUACUCGGGCGUUAUAGCGUGGUGCUGCAAAGUGUGCGAGGGAAAACAUAUGCCACCAAGAAAAAAGACGAGGCAAUGGUGUCGCUUGUUUUCGUUGUCGAGGCUGUCACACUGGCCAGUAUUGCUGCAGUUGCCAACGCUGUUUUGCAGACUGAGAGGAUGCUUGGCGACAUAGACGGAGGCCGUCACGUUGGCCAACUCUUGGGGAAACAUGUCGACCGGCAGAUUGGAAACGUGUUCCGCAAUGUGAAUAGACCCUUUGCGAGGGCCAACGCCUGGGACCUUUUUGUAUAUCACUGUAAACACUGUCCACGUAAGAUGUAGCAUUGAAUGGUUCGGUGUUUAUCUGACAGCUGUAUGCCGUUGUUCACAGCAAUGAGAAAGAAGUUUCUGUAUUGCGCAUAUCGAUGUUAGCCCGAAAUCGUGCAUUGUGUGUGGUUUGAAAAAGACAAAAAAAAGACAAAUUUAGAGACAGUAAAUAUCAUGAAAUAAACUAUUGUUUGUUACCCGC
Messenger RNA from Dermacentor andersoni, 16886 nucleotides. NCBI's taxonomy places the organism in Eukaryota, Metazoa, Arthropoda, Arachnida, Ixodida, Ixodidae. The record is from RefSeq and is a predicted model, not a curated record.